Messenger RNA from Trichoderma reesei QM6a, 1491 nucleotides. RefSeq lists its product as uncharacterized. Bases 1 to 1491 code for a protein of 496 amino acids. Gene Ontology annotation, molecular function: catalytic activity; FAD binding. The transcript is spliced from 2 exons. NCBI's taxonomy places the organism in Eukaryota, Fungi, Ascomycota, Sordariomycetes, Hypocreales, Hypocreaceae. The record is from RefSeq and is a predicted model, not a curated record.
AUGUCUUCCAUCACCGCUGGCCCCGAAUAUCACACCCCGCCUCCGCCAGGAGCUUCUUCCACAGCAACAAUCGAGCAAGAUGCACCAGCUCUCCUCGAAUUGCACCGUCAAGUGCCCGACCUUCACAUCUACACCGCCACCUCUCCCGACUUUGACGCCUUGAACAGAGUCAACGACAGAUCCAUCACCACCCUCCCUCUAGCUACCAAUGGCUUGACGUUGGCCAUUCGCAACUCGGGAGUAGACCAAGGCGGUCGAAGUCGCGCCUACGGACCAAAGGACGUCUCGCUUGACGUCCGUUCAAUGAACAAGAUGGUGCUUUCUGCUGACCGGAGCACGGUGACGAUUGACGGAGGCGUCACGGGAGGAAACCUGUUGCGAUUUCUAGACAGCCAUAGACUCACCACACCGACGGCAUUUUCAACCACUGUUGGCUACGUUGGAUGGGCUUGUGGCGGGGGCUACAGCUCUUUGAACGGCAUCAUGGGCAUGGGCGUGGACAACAUCCUCGGCGGGAGAGUUGUCCUGGCUGAUGGGCGUGUCAUGGAUACGGACGAUGCCGACUGCGAUCCGGAUCUGCUGUGGACUCUUCGCGGAGGCGGUGCCGGCAUCGUUGGCGUCGUGUCUUCUCUUCGAGUCCGUGUUCAUCGGCGUCCGGACUGCUUGGCCGGGCUCAUCAUGUUUCCUCUGGAAGAAACACCGCAGAUUGCCCAGAAGCUGAGCGAGUUGUACGCGUGGAAGAAACCACCAAAGUUUGCGGGGGACACAGCCGUCAUGAAAGGGCCUGAAGGAGACGGGGCUUUGUUCUCUUUUCUUUUUCACUGGUCUCUGGAGGACGAUGGGAGUGAUCUUGACGAGGCCAAGGAUUAUCUCGAGCGAGUCGUGAAGAUGGGAACCGUUAUCCUGAAUACGGUCGCAGAAAGUAAGAUCAUCAUCAUUCUGUCAGUCAUGCAAGCGUUGUAUAAGUUCGAGCUGACAGUCCAAACAGCCACGCCAUACGCUUUCCUCUUGUCAAUCCCCAUGCCCGUGCUCUACGCUGAUCUCGUCCACCAUAAACGAACAAUCUCGGUACCCGGGUGGUCAGAGGAACUCGGCCGCAUCAUAUCCGAGCCAUUACCGACGCCCACAUCAAUCAUCAUCAUGCACGACAGCCACGGAGCCGGCACGCGAGCCUCUGGAGCCGCUCUGGAAGAAAAUGCAGCUUUCCAGAAUCGCGAGCCGCACUUGAUGUUUGGGUUCUUUCCGUCCGCGCAUCCUGAUGACAAGGAGGGGAUAGAGAAAGGAAGAGCGUGGGCGGACAGACUGUUUGAUGGCGUGACGAAUGCUGGGCUUGCUAUGCCUUCGCAUUAUAUCAACUUUUCGACGCCUGCAAAGGGGGAUGGUUUGGGGUAUUAUGGUCCGGAGGGUAUCGUUCGGAUCAGAGCUGUUAAGCGUCGACUUGAUCCCUCCAACUUGUUUGCCAAGAGCACGCCUGACAUAGCAGACACAUAG